This is a messenger RNA of Ruditapes philippinarum (Manila clam), 6311 nucleotides long. RefSeq lists its product as uncharacterized. The transcript has 11 exons. Bases 214 to 2664 code for a protein of 816 amino acids. The record is from RefSeq and is a predicted model, not a curated record. NCBI's taxonomy places the organism in Eukaryota, Metazoa, Mollusca, Bivalvia, Venerida, Veneridae.
AAAACAUCAUGCAUCAACACGAGUGCUGGGGGUCAACCCUAUUUAGCAGACUCGAAUGGUAAAACAUGUGGAGCAAAUAAUUUUGAAUCUAGAAUUAAGUACACCAAGUAUUUGAUAGGUACGAUAAAUGGCACCAGUGGAAGCGAUAUUGUGAAAGUCAGUAACCCAAGAUUACCGAUUAAUGGAAUUGUCAAAUGUGGUGAUACUGUUACAAUGCCUUUAGGAGUCCUCUAUAAUACGGAUGUGUCUGGCACUACACCUUUCACUGUACCGGAACACAAUGGAGGAAUUUGUUACGAAGGAGGACAAGCAACAACUUACUUCUCUCCUUCAGGGGAAGUUCCAUAUAUGUUAAAUUUUACAGAUUACAAAAGGCACCACGUGUUUAAAUUAAGAGUUCAAGUUUGCGGGUCUGCCAUUUUGCGGUUCACAACUUUAACUGGCGAAUUUAUUGUUGCUAUAAUUAGUUAUCAAGGAAUACAGAUCAUUGCAUGCGAACCACAAUGCACUUUCAAUAAUGGAAUUUCUUAUAUGACAAACAGUAUUAACGAGCAGGCAGGUACCGAAUGCGAGACUGAUAUGUCAUUUUUCUGGGUUAUGCAAAAUGUUGGGAUGUUUUGUAUUGGAACGGGAUACCAUCAUAAGCCGGAAAUGUGUGCACGUGAUGUGAGUAACUCAGACAACCUUAUUCGGAUUGAAACAAAUCCCGAUAACUUCUUUGACGCCGUAUCCAUGAUCGGACAAUUCUCAGACGCAACCUUUAAUUGGGAUUUCAUACAUGUUAAUGGUUGCAAAGAAUACAAGCCUGGUUGGCGUUGUACGGAUAAACUUUCCAAUUGUUCUCAGUAUGAAGAUGGAUUUUGUACGAAGUAUCAUGACUUCGCCAUUAAGAAUUGUGCUAAGUUUUGUGGCAUAUGUUUUGCUGACAGUUAUGGUAAAAAGUUCUUGCUGAGGACCCCAUUCAGUCGACCUGCCGGACAGUGUUCUAUUCUAGUUUCACCACUCAACCCACAUACACACGUUGCUGUCACAAUGUUGCUUGUACCUCCAGAGCAAGAAGUUGUUCUUCAUGGCAUUCAUGAUUUGAACGCGAUAACGUACAGUUGUUCAGAAGCAUUGCCGACUAAGUUGAAUACAAUCACCAUUCUAUCAGACGAUGACGUGGCAGCAGUUCUGUAUCUGGAGAUUAAUGGGCCAAUUAGAGGAACAAGACUUUACCCAGUUGAUGCUUUCGGUAACGAGUUUAUGAUACUGGAGCAUAAUAAAUCGGUUAAGGAAUGCCGUUUCGUGUCAGAGGAUGGCAUUGUCGAGUAUGUACCGUACUAUUCUCGGCCUAUACAAAACAGUGCGGCAGAUUCAGAACGGACAACCUCUGACAUAAAUAAAAAGUUCGAAAUGCCAAAUGGUAAUGACAUGUCCGGGACGAGUUUGACGUUUGCGAAGUCAUCCUCAGUGUUUUGUUUUGAUAAGACAGAGUUUAUUUACACCCAGUUGCUACCAGUAGAUACUUGGUCUAACGAGUAUGUGGUGCCUGGCUUUGACGUAGACGCAGUUAAACACUCACUCACGGGGAUGUUACACAUCAUGUCUACCGCUGACAAUACCAUCGUAAAUAUAUCUGGUGGCUUUGACGCCUUCCAUGCUAUCUAUGACAGAGGUGAUAGAAUUGAGCAAGAGAUCGAUAUAGCUGCAGGGUACAAGAUUGAAGCAUCGGAAAGAAUUGCCGUGGGGUUAUACAUCAAUGAUUCUAUAAAUACAGGAAUGACUUCAUUCAGUUUGUUAGCUCCAGCCCAAAACCACCACGACACCGUCUUAACAGCUGUACCGUAUAUUGUAUUUGAUGACGGAAUUGAGACUGAAACUGUAAUAUACACGUCGUAUAUAAAUGCUUAUCUAGAUUCAGGUGUGAAUCAAACAACUGAAGCGGAUUCUGAUUUGUCAUACCGAGUGAUCACAACCGGGGAGGUAAUUUACGAAAUGACGUUGGUGCAUUCAGACUACGAAUGGCUUAUUGUUCCCGGGAAUAUCAAAGCAAGAUAUUUGAAUGAGCCCAAGAAAAUCUGCAGUAUAUCAGCACCAGCACAUGGUGACGGGAUAGAUAAUGACUGUGAUGGUUUGAUAGACGAGGACGGUUGCUAUGAUGAUGUUUACGGGGUUUAUAAAGAGGAUCACGACUUAGAUGGUGACUUUGGCGAAGACUGUGGGGGCACAAUAAUUCAACGUCCGGUUGUUGUGACAGCUCCGAAACAGCCGAUGUGUUUAAACUUUACAGAAGUGCCUGGUCAGUGCUGGGUACCAUACUCUUGCCCGUGCUCAUGGUUGAAGAGAAUGGAGAAAUAUCAGGGUAUGACCCAUGAGGAACUUGUUGAAGCAUUACGUAAUGAUACCAAGGAAAUUCUUGACUCCAUGAAGCUCAACAAGGAACUCCUGACAGCUACAAUUAUAACGAGAGAGAGUGCAGACGAUGAUAGAAAGAGUGCACAGAGCAUUGGCUUUGUCGGCGUCGCCCUAUUCGCAGUCAUCUUCGGCACAGUUUUCAUCAUGGAUAUCAAUGCACUCAAACGUGACGCGCUCAUUCUCUGGGGAAACUUAUCCGACGGUGCUGGAAGGGUGCGUGACUUUGUUACAAAAUGUUGUAAGAAGAAAGCAACAGAACCAAAGUAGUGUGGCAGAAAAAAAAGUUUUUAAUUUUACUAUAAUUGCAUGUGAAUUUUUACUUCUCUUCGAAACACAUUGUUUUUACGAACAAUACGUAUUGCUUACCUACAUGUAAAUAACUUUGAGUGUUUUUUAAACUGGUAUUUAAACUUGAUAUUUCAUUUGUAUUUGUUUCAAUCGGCUGUAUGGUAAAGGUUAUACCAUCCUAUCUAUUUACCAAUCUUUCAAACAAGGACGUUAGUUAGAUAAUUCAAUAAGUAUCGAAAGAGUCGCAUUCAAGGGGUGAGUUAGAGUUGACGCAGCAUCGCAGUACAAAGUAAAUCUUGAUCGACAGUUCAAUCACAACCAUAACGUUAAGGUUCAUUUUUUUUCUGGACUUAUCGGAGAAAUAAGUAUUAGUUACCAAUUUCUUUAGAAAAAAAUAUAUUUGCAAUGAGUGGUUUUCGCAGCCGUCGUUUUUAAGAACUUUACUUUAUCUAUUGUGUUAUAACUGAGGUAAAAUGAUUAAAUUUCAGCUUUAUUGUCACGGUAUGUUUUUAUAAGCGGACGAUUUUUUAUUUGUUGAAGUUUUUCUUUUAUUAUAAUGCAAUGUUGUGACUGUGGCCGAGUGAUUUGUUGUCGCUUUAAUUCGUUUCGAUAAUCGGUUUAAGUUUCUUUUUAAAGUAAUGACAUGAUGAGAUUGAGGGCGAGUUACCUCAUUUAUUUUCUUUUCAAUUAAUAACAUGCUGUAAAUGAGGGAGCGUGAUUUAGUGUCAAUUUUAUUCUUUAAAAGACUAAGGGCAGGUGAUUUAAUAUCAUUUUGAUUGGUUAGAUAUUAAGUGACGAUAUGCUGUGACCGAGGGCAGGUGAUUUAAUAUCAUUUGAUUGGUUAGAUAUUAAGUGACGAUAUGCUGUGACCGAGGGCAGGUGAUUUAAUAUCAUUUGAUUGGUUAGAUAUUAAGUGACGAUAUGCUGUGUCUGAGGGCGAUUGGUUGAAUUUGUUUAAUUUGUUCUUGUUUUAAACGUUGUCAUGAUUUGACUGAGGGCGUGUCUUUUUACGUAAUUUUAAUCUGUUACCGCUUUUAGUGACUACAUGCUACGAUAGUGAGUAAGUUCACAUUUAUUUCAUAAAAAAUUGAUAACAUGUUUUGAUUAAGUGCACAUAGUUUAAAAGUUAUGGUGUGACUGAGGGCAAGUUGUUAAAACAUAUUAAUUCCUUUAAUUAUAUAAAACUCGGGGGUUGAACCCCAUAUGGAUCUCAAAAUUGAGCAUCGGUUAAAAAUAUAUGUGAAUUUCCGCUGAUCCAGAUGUGAGCUAUAACUCGAUAUGUGAAGGAGAAAAUAGGUCAAUCACAGUUCAAGUUUACAACUUUUUAAACAUUUAUAUAAAAUUCAAAACUUUUUUUUUAAAGAAAAUCGAAAUGUUUCAAGUUACUCGUUUUAUUUAUAUUGACCUAUUUUCUACUUAAGCUCACAUCUGGACCAGCGGUACUCUCCUGCGCACAUCGGUCGAAUGUUCCACUAUCGCUCUCUUUCUUACGUGAGUGAGUGUAUUCAGUGAGCUGCGAAGGGAGCGUAGAUCAGCGGAAAUCCACAUAUAUUUUUACCGAUGCUCAAUUUUGAGACCCAUAUGGGGUUCAACAUCCGUGUAUUAUAUUAUUAAAAUAAUUAAUAUGUUUUUAAACCACAUAUGAUUUUAAUUGGUCACCGCCGUGCAUUUUAUGCAACUGCUUUUUUAGUAGUACUCCUCUUCGCUUGAAAUAUCUCUAAAAUUUCACCGAGCUGUGCUGAAAAUUAAUUCUAAUAGUGAAAUCUAGAGUCUUAAAACACGAAAUGACCGUCAAUACCAACUGUUUUCUAAAAUCUUACUUUCUCGACUUCUUUUGAAAUUUCAGUCUUUGACAUAUUUUUCUGGUUAGUGCCUCCAAGUUAUCUAACAAAGAAACUGAAAGGAAGAUUUUAUUUUGAAAAAGAAAAGUUUCCAUUACGGUUUGCCAUAUUGACGUAACCUAUUAGAUUUCAUGGAAAUGUUGAAAACAAAAAAUCGAUAUAAAAAUGAUCGACGAAAAUGAAAAGGAUAGAGCACAAAUGUAUGAUCGCUAACGAUUAUAUUGUCCAACAAUAUUGAUCUGGCACUUCAUUAACUUUCGUAAAGGUCAUUUGAAUAAACACUGACCAGUAUCUAUCGAAUAUAUCGAUAUUUUUGAUAUCUUCACUCGUAAGUGAGGUGUGGUGUAUAGAUGUCGGUCUACCGAUUUGAGGGUCUCUGCUUCGAUUCCUUACCAACACCACGUUAUGAUUUUUUUUUUAAAAUUUACUUGCAAGAAUUAAUUUGAAAUCGUUUUACUACAUCUGGUUUAAGAAUAUCUAUUAAAUGAUGUUUUUAUACACAAUUAUAUUUUAUUACAUAACAGUAUCUUUCAACGGUUCUCUUUGUGUCAUUAUGCAAUCUAUGCUUUAGCAUACACGCUAUAAAGGCUACACAGACAGUGCACACAGCAAAAUGGUUUGCCAUAGUUCUAAGAGAAUAGCAAUUUUAAAAUUAAAAUAAAAAAAUAGAAAAUAAAUCGCUGAAACAGGAUUCGAACCUAUCAGUCUAGUCUACAUUCUUCAAGUGAAAUUCUACCAACUGCGUUAAGAAACAAUUGGAUAUUUCCAUUCAUAUCGACUUACAAGUAGAUCGUAACGUUUACGGAACAUACCGACUACUGGGUCAAAUGCAAGAGUGCCAGGUCAAUGUUAUUGGACAAUAUCUUCUAUUAUAUGCAAAAAAUGCUUCUUUUUUGGUUUUUGCCAGUCAAUCAUGAUUAAGACAAAAAUGAAAAGUUAUAGCUUUGUAAAUGUUAGACUAUAUAUGACAUGCACAGUGAGAUAAUAAAAUGUUUGCACUUUUGUAUAUAUAUUUUUUAUUCAUAUUAUAAGUACUCCAUAGAAUGUUUUUGACCAUGUGACAUGCACAACAUAACAAUUAACACACGAAGCAAACCCUUAAUGAUUUAUAAACAGUGUAGACUAAUUAUAAAUUAACUCCAUGCUGUGGUAUUCUGCAACAAAAGUAUAUAAUGACUGACUAUUUUGGAAUAGUAAUCCAGGCUUCAGAGGGGAUCGAACCCUCUUCCUCCUGUUUACUAGACAGGCGCUGUAACCACUGAGCUAUGGAGCCAGAUGUGUUCAUCUAGACGUUAUAUCACAUUACCAUAACUAUGACAUUUAUUUGCAUAUUAGAGGCAAUAAAUUUCGGUAUACAAACAGUUAGCAGCAAUCAUCAAGAUUUGUUUUGUGAAAAUCAAACAAAAAAGUGAAAACAGUGAAAAAAAGUACUUGGAAGCAAAAAGAAUGUCAAAUGUUCUAAAUAAAUGCUUUGUGCUAGUCACCCACUUUCCGUAACAUGUCAAAAUAUGAAGAAAUUUAUGUUACUUGGUUACUUAGUUACGGGAUAGGAUUAAAAGUGAAUUUUUUGAAAUUGUAUAUGCUAUAAAAAGUUUUACUUUGAAUGAGAGUAUUUUUACAUUUCCUUAAUUAUUUUAAAUCUUGUGAGUAGUUAUUAAAACUCACCGCAUGGUCUUUCACAGCGUGUUUGGGAAAACGGUUGACGAAACUAUAGCACGCAUUUCUUUAUAUUUAUAGCAAUUAAGAGUGAAAAAGAAUAAAUGAAAUUAACGUAAGAAAAAGGCA